ACGAAGGAAAGCCCAAUGCGUUCAAGCCCGUUCAUUUAUAGUUUCUUUCAGGAAGCGCAACGGCCCGCAAAAUUCAAAAUCGAGUUUCGUCUUCUUCUUCGUCGAUUGGGCAUCGGUUCUUGCUUUGGAAGCUUUGUGAAAAUGUCGAUGGGAAGCGACGCAACGUGGGUGGGGAAGAAGCCGAUCAGGCGCAUUGGCGGAAUGUCUGAUGCUCUUUCCAUCGCCUCCGAUCUCGGUUUCUCCGUCGCUCCGCCACCGUCUCAGGAAGAACUACAAAACUUAACAUCUUCAACUGGUGAGAAAGGCGAUGAUUUAAUAAGGGUCUUGCGUGAGUUGUCUGCUGUCCAAAGAAAAAUUGCAGACUUGCAGGUCGAGCUUCAAGGGCGAAAGGAUGAUAAAAAUGUGGCACAUUUGACACAUGUGAGUGAAAUGCAAAAGAAAAUCGAGACUCUGGAAAGGAUCACUCAAAUAUUGAAGGAUGUCAUACAGAACAAGGAUCGUAUCAUUGCUCGUCUCCAACAGCCUUAUUCACUAGAUUGCAUUCCUGUUGAAGCAGAAUACCAAAAACAAUUUUCCGAGUUGCUAAUGAAGGCUGCUAGUGACUAUGGUGCCCUAUCAGCGUCAGUAUCGGAUUUCCAGUGGAGUCAAAACUUUAAGGAGCCUCCUUCCGUCUGGGGUGAAAUGCUGCGUCCAAUCCCAGUUGCGUUAGCAUCAUGCACACGAUUCUUUGAGGCAAUGUCGGCAAUGAGAGAAUCAUUUGCAACCCUUCAGAACCUCCGAGCUGGUAAUUCUUCGGCUUCCUCUUUACCCACGACACCUGGUAACGACCGGACACCUACCCAUUCAGACUGUGUGACUCCACCCCAUUGGAGAAAAGACUCCAGCUCCGAUGACUUAGCCCUGUCGGGACAAGCAAACGAUGAGAACGGAGCAGAAGACCGAUAACCACGAGGGCGGAUGCCAAUUUGAGCAGGUAAAGUCACCUUUCAUCUCUCUUAACUAUAACUUGUUACCAUCAAUGUGGUUUGUUUUUAGCUAUCGGCUUGAGAAUGGGUUUGGGGAAAUGAACUUGGAAUUCUUCGGACACGAUCUCGUGUAUAUAACGUAAGAGUUUAUGUUUAGUGUUAGUAUUCAUGUGAUGUUUUAGCGAAGUAGAAAUUGAUGGGGUAUGGGCUUCUCGGCAGCAGAAAUUUUAUAUCAAGGUGGCAUUAUUAUUAUUAUUA
Messenger RNA from Tarenaya hassleriana, 1223 nucleotides. Its product is annotated as AUGMIN subunit 2. Bases 16 to 945 code for a protein of 309 amino acids. Lineage: Eukaryota; Viridiplantae; Streptophyta; Magnoliopsida; Brassicales; Cleomaceae. Gene Ontology annotation, biological process: microtubule nucleation; microtubule organizing center organization; spindle assembly. Gene Ontology annotation, cellular component: mitotic spindle microtubule. The record is from RefSeq and is a predicted model, not a curated record. The transcript has 6 exons.